Molecule: messenger RNA, 1020 nt
Organism: Necator americanus (New World hookworm)
Lineage: Eukaryota; Metazoa; Nematoda; Chromadorea; Rhabditida; Ancylostomatidae
Exons: 10
Coding region: 1-1020 (339 amino acids)
Biological process (GO): neuron differentiation; regulation of transcription by RNA polymerase II
Cellular component (GO): nucleus
Molecular function (GO): DNA-binding transcription factor activity, RNA polymerase II-specific; RNA polymerase II transcription regulatory region sequence-specific DNA binding
Source: RefSeq, a predicted model, not a curated record
AUGAAACGUCGAGAAACAGUGCAGAGACCAAGGCAUAUUGGAGAUCGAAAUGAUCACCACCCUACCGCUGGAUACUGUAGUGCAGAAUUAGUUGACCUGGACGAACAAUCGCCAACGUUCUGCGAAGCUACUGUUCGACAACAAUUUAGCACAACAGCUUUCCGUCCUGUUGGCUCAAGUACUAGUCCAGCACAGGCGGAGGAAGCGGUGUGUGCUGUAUGCGGCUACGAAAUUAAGGAUCAAUUCGUUCUCAGGGUGAUGUCAGAUUCAUUCCAUGAGUGCUGUCUACGCUGCGUAGCUUGCAAUCAAAAUCUUUCCAACAGUCCCACUUGCUUUUCGAAGGAUGGGCGUCUCUACUGCAGAGAGGAUCACUCAAUCUUAUUCGGCCGCUUCUGUGCAAGAUGUCAUGGAGCUUUAGCGUCACGCGAUCUGGUUUUCCGAUGUCAGCAUGCCACGUAUCAUCAACAGUGCUUUUCAUGCUUCUAUUGCCAUAUGCAGUUUAAAAAGGGAGAUGAAUAUCUGAUCGUGGAAGGAGAGAUUGUAUGUCGGAAGGACUACCAUAUGUUACUACAGAAUCAUUUACAUUCAAUGGCAGGCCCUCCCGUGCUGUUCGACUUCGAGUCAUCAGAGUCAAGCAGGAAAACUCCGAAAAGGCCAAGAACGAUACUGAACGCAACUCAACGGAAACAAUUCAAAGCAGCGUUUGAGAAAAGUGCAAAACCAUGCAGAAAGAUACGCGAACAACUCGCUAAAGAGACUGGGCUAAGUGUCCGUGUCGUGCAAGUAUGGUUCCAGAAUCAACGAGCGAAGAUGAAGAAAAUGCAACGAAAAGAAGAAAGUAAACGAGGUUCGAGUGCAUUAGACUCGGAAGGUAAAAGUAUUGAAGGCGAGAAGAGCUCGGAUGAAGAGAAUUGCUCUGAUUGUGACGAUUUGGAAAUGGAACAUCCAGAAAAACCGUAUCCAGAGAACCCAAUAGAGAAGCUCUAUCAUAUGCAUAGCACGUACUUUCAGUUCACGUGA